Molecule: messenger RNA, 445 nt
Organism: Dipodomys ordii (Ord's kangaroo rat)
Lineage: Eukaryota; Metazoa; Chordata; Mammalia; Rodentia; Heteromyidae
Product: DPH3 homolog
Exons: 2
Coding region: 22-195 (57 amino acids)
Biological process (GO): protein histidyl modification to diphthamide
Molecular function (GO): metal ion binding
Source: RefSeq, a predicted model, not a curated record
UCCCAGUCAACCCUGGUGACCAUGGCGGUAUUUCACGACGAGGUGGAGAUCGAAGACUUCCAGUAUGAUGAGGACUUGGAAACCUAUUUCUACCCCUGCCCAUGUGGCGAUAAAUUCUCUAUCACCAAAGAUCAGUUUAUGUGUGGAGAAACAAUCCCAGCUCCUUCAGCCAACAAAGAAUUAGUUAAAUGCUGAAGAAACCUUCAGAAUCCAAGUCCUAAAGAGUUGGCGUUGAGCCAGGAUGGAAAUAUCAAGUGCAAAGUUACUGGCUUCUUUACAGGGACAUCUGUUUUAUGGCUUGUCGUGAAUGUAGAUCUUUUAACAACUGCCAGGUCCAUCUUCAACUAGAAAAGUGAGCUGCUGAUGACAUGUCAGACUUGGAUUUCAUGCUUAGAACUUUGAAGUGUAAGUUGGAAAUAUACUUGAUCCAUUUGGAUUUCAAAAA